GCCCGGCGGUGGCGGCGGCGGCGGCGGCGGCUGCGCGCUGCGGUUCUGCGCUCUCAUCAUGGCGGCGGCGGCGGCAGCGGGUGCGCGGGGCCAUGUGCAGGACCCGAACGACCGGCGCCUGCGGCCCAUCUACGAUUAUCUUGAUAACGGCAAUAAUAAAAUGGCAAUCCAGCAGGCAGACAAACUGCUAAAAAAACACAGAGAUCUCCACUGUGCUAAGGUUCUGAAAGCAAUUGGCCUGCAAAGAACUGGGAGGCAAGAGGAAGCGUUUACUUUGGCCCAAGAAGUAACAGCCCUUGAACCCACGGACGACAAUUCCUUGCAGGCGUUGACAAUCCUGUAUCGAGAAAUGCACCGGCCCGAGCUGGUCACGAAACUCUACGAGGCGGCUGUGAAGAAAGUUCCCAGCAGUGAGGAAUAUCAUUCCCAUCUCUUCAUGGCUUACGCGAGAGUCGGAGAAUAUAAGAAGAUGCAGCAGGCUGGAAUGGCCCUUUACAAGAUUGUCCCUAAAAACCCAUACUAUUUUUGGUCCGUGAUGAGUUUAAUAAUGCAGUCAAUAUCUGCGCAGGAUGAAAAGCUCUCAAAAACCAUGUUUUUACCCCUAGCUGAAAGGAUGGUAGAAAAAAUGGUGAAAGAAGAUAAAAUCGAAGCUGAAGCAGAAGUGGAACUUUACUACAUGAUCCUAGAACGCUUGGAAAAAUACCAAGAAGCUCUGGAUGUUGUGAGAGGAAAAUUGGGAGACAAGUUAACCAGCGCGCUCCAGAGCAGAGAAAACAAGUGCAUGGAGAUGUACAGGAAGCUGGGCAAGUGGCCAGAGUGCAACGCGCUCUCCAGAAAACUUCUGCUGAAAAACCCAGAUGACUGGCAGUUCUACAUGAUCUACUUCGAUUCCCUCUUUCAACUGAUCGGCAUGGCUUGGACGCCCCCAGCUGAAGGAGAGCACUCUCUGGAAGGAGACGUCCAUCACAGCACAGAGCAGGCAGUCGCCUUCAUAGAACAGAGGCUGAUCCACGAGUCCAACAGCGCCCGCCCGCUUCGGGGACCAUACCUGGCCCAGCUGGAGCUGAUCAGCCGUCUGCGGCACAGAGGCUGCCCUGAAGAACAGAAACUGGGCAACCCGGAAGAACUCAUGUUCCAGUAUUUCAAGAUGUUUGGGGACAAACCUUGCUGCUUUACAGAUCUCAAGGUGUUCGUCGACCUCCUCCCGCCAACGCAAUACACAAAGUUCAUCAACCAGUUAUUGGGGGUCAUCCCGCUUUCUGUCCCGUCGGAAGGCAGGCUUGCGCUCCCAGCUAAUAUCAAAGCUUUGCAACAACACCUGUGCGUGAUGCAGCUGACACGGUUGCUUGGACUCUUCCACACCAUGGACGAGACGGCUCAGAAACUGGCAGCCGUCCAGGACUUGAUGCUGCGUUAUCGGCAUGGAUUGGAUUUUGGAAAAUCCUGUUUGAAAACGGAGCUACAGUUUUCAGAUUACUACUGCUUGCUUGCUGUCCAUUUGCUGCUUGACCUCUGGCUGGAAGCAGGUGAGGAAUCGGCCGUCUGGCAGUGCUUGACUCUGCUCGAGGAAGGCCUGACCGCCAGCCCUUCCAACGCCCAGUUCAAACUGCUGCUCAUCCGAAUCUACUGCAUGCUGGGGGCCUUUGAGCCGGUGGUGGAGCUCUACUCUAGCCUGGAUGCCAAGCACAUUCAACACGAUACCAUUGGAUACCUGCUGACCCGCUAUGCCACAGCUUUUGGCCACUAUGCUGCUGCCUCUCAAUCCUGCAACUUUGCCCUCAGGUUUUUCCACUCCAACCAGAAAGAUACCUCAGAAUACAUCAUUCAGGCCUAUAAAUACGGUGCGUUUGAGAAGAUCCCAGAGUUCAUUGCUUUCCGGAACAGGCUGAACGCCUCCCUUCAUUUUGCACAAGUCCGCACAGAACGGAUGUUGCUAGAUCUCCUCCUGGAAGCCAAUAUAUCAACAAGUUUGGAAGAAAGUAUUAAAUCCAUGGGCCUAAGUCUGGAAGAGGACGACAUUCCCUGGAAAGACCUGCGGGAUAACAGAGACCUCACCGUCCUAUUCAACUGGGACCCGAAAGAGAAGAAUAUUUCAGAAGAGCACAGAAAAUACUCCUUGGAGGAAGAGACCACCUGGUUGCGGAUUCGGUCCCUGACAUUACGGUUAAUAAGCGGGCUGCCAGCUCUUGGCCACAGCAGCCAGCCAAAGAACUCAGAAAAAACCACCGAGAAUGGCGUUUCCUCCAAGAUCGACACGGUCCGGACUCUCCUGCGGCAGCUGGACGAUACAGUGAGAUCGGGGAAGUGGUUCCUACAGAAAAAUAUUCAGUAUCCGGUCCUCGGCCCCCCUCCUUCACGGAUGGCCAGCUUCUUUGACAGUGGGAGCUGCCAGUCCCAAAUCAGCUUGUUUUAUCUAGUUAGUGAAAUUUAUGAAUUAGAUACCAAUGGCUUAGAAGAUUCCACGGCGAUUCAAGAGCGGAUAGGAAACUGUUUCAAAUCAUUACUGGAGCAACUAACAGAUCAGGUCAAUAAAUGCAAAGGUGAUUUGUUGGAAAUCCGGGAGGGCAGCUUCAAAACCCAUCCACAUAUUUUAGAAAACCUGGUCUUCUUUGUGGAGACCAUCUCUAUCGUCUUGUGGGUCUGCAGUUACUCAGAUGCCGUCCUCCGGCCCUGGAAGUCAAGCCUGCAGAAGAAGAAAAAGAAGAAAAAAGAGAGCAGUGUAGCCAUGCCUCCAGUCUUCACCAGCUUCCAAGAUUACGUCUCUGGACUCCAGACCCUCACUUCCAACGUGAUAGAUCACCUCAGAGGGCUUGAAAUUAAUUUAACUGCACUUAAACUUGAAGAGCUGUACAUAGACAAUAAUUCACUCUUGCAGGAAGAAAAGAAGUUUACAAAGACUGCGCUAGGGAAAGUCCAGAGUAGUUACCAGCACGCGGUUCAAGAAAUUGGGGAGCUGCUGAAAAAGAGACUCGAUUCAAUAAAAAGCCUAAAGGUUUGAUGACCUGCCUCCUUGGGGCGGAAAGCCAGAGGGAAGGCGUUGGCCUCCAGUGAGCAACAUCUGACAUCCCUUCUGUGUUAAAAUCUGGAACUUCCUCAUAAAUGCAUGAAGGACUUUGAUCACAAACUUUUUUUUAUGUAUUAAAAAAAAGAUAUAUUCAAGCCGAUUAAAUUAUUGUACAUUAAAAGAAUGGAAACAGGGACCCUCCACGGACAGGGUUAGACCACUUUUUAUACAGCGAAUGCUGGCUGGGGAAUUCUGGGAGUUGAAGUCCGGACAUCUUCAAGUGGCCAAGGUUGAGAAACACUGUCCUAAGCAUUGCUUAGGCUCUUCCUCCUCCUGCCACAGGCAAGUAAAUCUGACUGUUGAACGAUUUAGGCUGCAAUAGGAUCUUUUAUUCUCCUUUUAUGUAUGCAACUUCCCUUUCAGCCGUUCGAAUUGGUUGGAAAGAGGACCAGCGUCGGUUCCAGCAUCAAACCUCCUUUUCUCGUAGGUGUCGGAGAACAGUGCUCUCAGUUAAAGCCUCCUCCUCCUCCUCCAGUUGUUUACAAGAAAAUGGGUUUAGAAAUGCAACUGGAGCUAGAAUUCCAUAGGAAUCAGGUAGAAGAUUAUCGAUGUAAGUGGUAGCAAAAAAACAACACCACCACCUUAAUUGAAUUGAAUUUAUUAUAUUUCUAUGCCGCCCUUUUCCCCGAAGGGGACUCAGUUGUUGUUAUUUUAAAGUCUGGAGCUGUGUGCGGUGGUGCCUUGAUGUUUCUUCCACUUUCAAAGUUGCAUGUCAAAACAGGCUGGCUUAGUUGAGCUGAACCCCAGUUUUUUUCGUAUUUCUCUUCAUUUCAAAGCGCUGCCGAAUCCCUUCUGAUGCGUACGAAGUGGAUUUUGGAUGGGACCCAAGAAUGGAGGAUAAGAAACUCUUAACCGCUUUCAAAUCCUCCCACCCUCCUCGCAUUGGGAACAGAAUUUGGGAGCGACUUCCAAAAUACCUGUUGAGCCACGGGUUUUUUUUCAGCAUUUUGACAUUCAGAGCUGUUGGAUGAAAAAAUAAAAAGGACUUGCACUCCUGCACGGCCAGUCUUGGUUACUGACAAGAAAUUGGCCUGUGGCUGUGCACAUAUUAGCAGGUUUCACUGUUCUGUGAGAUCAUUAAGACGCCGUUUUCUGAGUUACUUCAGAGGAUUGGUUGGUUACCAUUGUAUUUUUUUUAAAAAAUCAGUGGGGACUAAAAAACCAGGGGAUGUGCUCCUGUUUCUUCCUAAACAAUGAUCAAUUGCCAGAUUGAAAGGAAGGAAGCCUCUUGAAUGUAGACUUUAUGCCCAGGAAGAUAAGCAGGUAGCAUCAGUCAGGUAAGCAAAGUAACCCAACCGUAUGGAUUACUUUCUCAUUAGCCAGGAUCCAGAUUUCGAAGGAGCGGCUUUGGUGGGUGUUCAGCCUGGUUUAUUGCUGUCUGCCAGCACAUCCAGCUUGUUGGUGUCUUCUCCAUGCCCACCCUCACUUGCCCCCGGAGAGGGUCUCACCUGUUCUAGAGGCAGCCCUACCUGCCCCGUGAGAAAUAUGGAGCUUUACCUGAACCUGCUGUGGACGUAUCCUGCCAAGAGAUACCACGCAGCAAAGGUGAUUUCUGUACAAAAACAUGACUCCUGCAGGCUUGUUAUAUCGUCUUGGGAAAAAGAAGGGCGGAAGAAAUAUGUAGAAGCACUAUUUUUUCCAAUGCAAUAAUUUCUAGAAAGAUAUUUCGGAGCUUCUGUUGAGAAGCAACUUAAAAAGAUUUUUAAAGGAUGGUUUAAGGAAGGAUGGGAAUCUCCACCGUCAGUUCUGCAUAUAAGUUUUUUCUGGUAGGCAGCUUGGUUCAAAAUGCCCGUUUUGAAAACGUAAUGGUGGCUAAAAUAGCCUUGCGAAAGCCUUCAGAGCAGCUCACGAUUCUUGGGGUUUUAAGGUUUUUUUCCCCUCCCCAAACCAUUUUUUUUUCCACCCGAAAAGUAUUCCAAAGAAUAUUGACUGUUCAUGCCAUCCUCUAAGAAAUCCUUCACUCUUGAGAUCGCCUUUUUAAACGACGUUUCUCAUUUGAUCAAGUAGUAGGGGAUGCCGUAAUCUCAAAAAGAGUUACGCAAAUUACUUGUGUGUGUGUUUCAAUUGUUAAAACCUUUUAACCAGAGCUUUGUUUUCUUAGGAUUUCCUUUUGUUGCAGAGAAACAAAAGUGCUGGUGUUUUUCCCUUUUGCACAAAAUUGUGUGGAAUUCCAAAUUUGUGACAUGAUGAUUUUGUCCAAGGCUUGUGGAAGUGGGUCAACGCACUUGGCGGGGGGGGGGGGGGGGAGAUAUUUAAAAA
Molecule: messenger RNA, 5323 nt
Organism: Thamnophis elegans (Western terrestrial garter snake)
Lineage: Eukaryota; Metazoa; Chordata; Lepidosauria; Squamata; Natricidae
Gene: NAA25
Product: N-alpha-acetyltransferase 25, NatB auxiliary subunit
Exons: 24
Coding region: 59-2998 (979 amino acids)
Biological process (GO): N-terminal peptidyl-methionine acetylation
Cellular component (GO): cytoplasm; NatB complex
Molecular function (GO): protein binding; protein-N-terminal amino-acid acetyltransferase activity
Source: RefSeq, a predicted model, not a curated record